Messenger RNA from Thlaspi arvense, 2401 nucleotides. NCBI's taxonomy places the organism in Eukaryota, Viridiplantae, Streptophyta, Magnoliopsida, Brassicales, Brassicaceae. The record is from the annotation of a GenBank genome assembly.
AAAAAAACCGGUAAGACAAGACAUCGCACCAUGUCCGUUAUUGUUAGCUUUGGUCCUACAGAGCCAACAGGGAGAAGUAGUAGAAGAAGAAGAUGAAGAAGAAGAUCAGAGACGAUUUAGAGCGAUUCAUUAUUUUAGAUUAAUCAUCAGAGUAUGCGAAGAGAGUUCGAGCUAUCAUCAAUAUCAACAGCAAUGGGUUUUACUCGAUUCUCAAUCACGUGAUUUUGAAACUUUCUCUUCUCUUUCUCUCUCUAUAUCCGUCGUUGCUCUGAGAAACUCUCGUAACGGUGAUCCAUGGCGGUGGAUUUGGAUUCCGUGCUUCAGUUUCUGCGGAGGAACGGGUUAACGGAGGCGGAAUCUGCUCUGAGAGACGACAUCAACGAGAAAAACCAACUCGCUUCUUUCGAUUUCGAGAAGUUUCUGUUCCCGAUUCCGCCGCCGAUCAGAAUAUCUUCGGCUACUCUUCCUCCUUCUGAUUCCUCCGAUGAAAAUACCGGCGAUAAUGGGUCUAAGUCUUCUUCCGACGACGAGUUUGUCAGCUUGGGCUCUUCCACUUCUGGCUUCUGUUCUUCCUCCGGAUUUGUGAAUCCGUAUGGAGAUGGUUCAUCAUCAUCUGAUUCACAGUCUCAGUUUGGGACGGCUCGUACAUACCCUGAGUGGAGUGAGUUUUACUUGCAGACCAACAACAACAACAACAACGAAGAGACCGGAGAUGAAGAAGAUGAGUUCAUGUCUCCUGCAUUUAAAGAAUCUGAUUUCUUCAUCUGCCCUGCACUUACACAGGAUAAGUUCAUCACAGAUAACCAAUUCGAGAGUAAGCUUGGUGUCUACGAUAAAUCAUCCGAAGGAUCUCAAACCGAAACAAGUCUUGAUUACUUAGACAAGGACUUUCUUCUGAACAAUGUUGAGGAAGACUCAAAGGCCUACAUUGGUCUGGAUGAUGAUAAAAACACUGAGCUCGAAAGAGAGUGUUUCGAUGGGGAAUCUUUGGGAUUUAGUUGUGAAGAAGACGCAAAAGAUAACGAUGACUUAAAAACCGGUGAUCAGGUGAAUGUAACAGAGGAAGAGGUUGAUGUUGUUCAUGAGCUUGAAGAUGAUGAGUAUGAAGUAUUCGAUCUUAGAAUCAUUCACUGGAAAAACAGGACGGGAUUCGAAGAGAACAAGGAUCUACCGAUCGUGCUGAACUCGGUGAUUGGAGGAAGAUACUACAUUACAGAAUACAUUGGUUCCGCUGCAUUUAGCAAGGUGGUUCAGGCGCAGGAUCUACAAAACGGGGUCGAUGUUUGCCUCAAGAUUAUCAAGAACGACAAAGAUUUCUUCGACCAGAGUUUAGACGAGAUCAAGCUCUUGAAACAUGUCAAUAAGCAUGAUCCAGCUGAUGAACAUCACAUCCUGCGCCUCUACGAUUACUUCUACCACCAAGAACAUCUGUUUAUUGUCUGUGAACUUCUCCGAGCAAACUUGUAUGAAUUCCAGAAAUUCAACCAAGAGUCAGGAGGAGAACCGUACUUUAACUUGAGCAGACUUCAGGUUAUAACGCGACAGUGUUUAGAUGCUCUUGUGUUCCUUCACGGGCUAGGAAUCAUACAUUGUGAUCUCAAACCUGAGAACAUUCUGAUAAAGAGUUAUAAAAAAUGUGCGGUGAAAAUCAUCGAUCUUGGAAGCAGUUGUUUCCGCUCUGACAACUUGUGCUUGUAUGUACAAUCACGUUCCUAUAGAGCUCCUGAAGUGAUUCUCGGACUUCCAUAUGACGAGAAGAUCGAUCUGUGGUCUCUCGGGUGUAUUUUAGCAGAGCUCUGCUCUGGUGAGGUUCUGUUUCCAAACGAAGCAGUAGCGAUGAUACUGGCUCGGAUUGUUGCGGUUUUAGGUCCUAUAGAAACGGAGAUGCUAGAGAAAGGUCAAGAAACGCAUAAAUACUUCACCAAAGAGUUUGAUCUCUACCACUUAAACGAGGAGAGCAAUGAGAUUGAAUACAUAAUCACAGAAGAGUCAUGCUUGGAAGAUCAGUUACAUGUUAGUGAUGAAUUGUUCUUAGAUUUUGUAAGGAGUCUACUUGAAAUCAAUCCAUUGAGGCGUCUUACAGCUCUCGAGGCACUUAAUCACCCUUGGCUCUCUUCUUCUUCUUACAAUUGAUUUUGCGUUUGGCUUCUUCUUGUUUUGUCUGAUUUUUUUGUGUUUCUCUUCUGUUUUCUUAUCCUCUUGAUGAUCUUGAUUGUAAUUUUUUUUGUUUGGUCGCUUUAGUUUGGUAAUUGUGAGAUUAUAUGUGUAUAGAAGAACUGGUUGCAUUGAUUUUACAUUGUAAAUACAAAAGUUUGUGCUCUGCAAUAAUAUAUCAUUUUGAUCCAUAGUUUUUCAAUUCUAGAUCAAAAACUUAAAACUAAAUUUUGGAAUUUGGACCAAC